Molecule: messenger RNA, 3702 nt
Organism: Lagenorhynchus albirostris (white-beaked dolphin)
Lineage: Eukaryota; Metazoa; Chordata; Mammalia; Artiodactyla; Delphinidae
Gene: RAB7B
Product: RAB7B, member RAS oncogene family
Exons: 8
Coding region: 379-981 (200 amino acids)
Biological process (GO): endosome to lysosome transport; phagosome-lysosome fusion
Cellular component (GO): late endosome; phagocytic vesicle; lysosome
Molecular function (GO): GTP binding; GTPase activity
Source: RefSeq, a predicted model, not a curated record
AGCCUCUCCCAACCAGGCUGAUGGCAGGAGGGAAUCUACUGCACAUGUGAGUCUGAUAAUUCAACCAACAAAAGGGCCCCUUUCCUGGGCGGCUUCCAGCAACAGAGGCAGAAGUUCCUAAAAGCAGCCGGAGGCUUUUUAUGGCGCCCACACACUGCCUUUUUCCUCUGACCCAGCCGAGACUGCUGCUCUAAGAGGAGACCCCGACCCAGAGGGAAUCCCCGCCUGCCGUCAGAGGCUGAAAGGGCCCUGGAAGCUUUGCUCGGUUCCUGUCUAUUCCAGCAGCCCCAGAGAUCAAUCCCCCACCACAGGUCACAUGGAGAUAGUAACUUACCUAUAUCCUCAGACCUACAUAGUGCGUGGCUCUGAAGCCCCUCCAUGAAUCCUCAGAAGAAGGUGGACCUCAAGCUCAUCAUCAUCGGAGCCCUGGGUGUUGGAAAGACUUCCCUCCUCCACCGAUUCGUGCACAAGACAUUUUACGAGGACUAUCAGACCACACUGGGAGCUAGCAUCCUCUCCAAGAUUAUCAUACUGGAUGACACAACUUUGAAGCUACAGAUCUGGGACACAGGAGGACAGGAGCGAUUCCGCUCCAUGGUGUCUACCUUCUACAAAGGCUCUGAUGGCUGCAUCCUGGCUUUUGAUGUCACUGACCUGGAGACCUUUGAAGCCCUGGAAACCUGGAGGGAUGAUGUUCUGGCCAAAACCAUUCCAAUGGAGCAGUCCUACCCCAUGGUGGUGCUGGGGAACAAGAUCGAUCUGGCAGACCGGCAGGUGCCACAGGAGGUAGCCCAAGACUGGUGUAAAGAGAAGGAUAUUCCCUAUUUUGAAGUCAGUGCCAAGAAUGACAUCAAUGUGGUACAAGCCUUCGAGAUGCUGGCCAGUCGGGCUCUGUCAAGGUAUCGAAGCGUCUUGGAGAAUUACCUCACAGACUCCAUCAAGCUCUCACCAGAAGACCAGUCCAAGAGCAGUUGCUGCUGACCUUCCAGACUCCCGCUCUGCACACCCAGGGACAGAGCACACACAGGGCCUGGUCAUCCUGGGCCCCCACCAGCCCCACUGCCCGCCCAAGCUCAGAUGGCAGUCCAGGCUCUGCGGCCAGAGCCCUGAAUCCCUCACAUCUGCACUGGACCCAGAACCAGAGGGCGGCCCUGCCUCAGGCUGAGUGUAGAGAGGCCGGGGCUGGGCCCUUGAGCCUGGAUGAAACUCCGGAUGUCACAGCCAAACCCCAGAAGAGUCACGAUUCCCUCGCGGACUCCAGCUUUCUUGCCACACUCCCUUCCCAGCCACACCCCUGCUCUAGAACGCACAUCUCUGCAGACAGGCCGCUCUCUCUGGAGUCCUGUUAUAUUCUCCUAUGGACUGGCCUUCCUCAGCCCAUCCACCACCACCCCCAAGAGCCACAGCACAGCUUUGGACAAGGGUGCAGCUCAGGGUCCCUCGUAACCGGGGCCAGGGAGUGAGGGUCUACCUCAACCCCUGGCAGCAGCUGUUCAGGCCUGGGACACCCCCUGUUUGUCCCCUCCAGAAUGCAGGACUGAGGGAGCGCAGGAAAAACCCACCGGGGACUGGUGCAUUUCUCCCUGCUGGUGCUCAGGCAACUCCCAUAACUCUCUUUGAGCUUCAACUUAUUCAUCUGUCAAAUGGGAGUUGCAUGUGCCCUGCCCACGUCAGUGUGGUUUUGAAGACCAGAACCUCUGCUUGAAUCUCAGUUGCUCUUGUUGCGAUACAUUUACUAUUCUUUCAACAAGUAUUUUUGAGUAUCUACUAUGUACGAUGCAUUGAGGUCCAGUGACAAAUGUAACCAACCUUGCUCUCCUGGAUCCGACAUUCUGGCGAGGGAGAGAGGCAGUAAACACAGAAUUUAAACAGGUAUUUUCAAACAGCAGGUAAGUGCUUGAACAAAGUGAAACACGGUAAUGGGAUAGAGAGGGACAGGGGGUGGGGUUGGGUGCUGUUUCAGACAAAGUAGUCCAUGAAGGCUUCCCUGGGGAGGUGACAUUGACUCAAAGGCUAGAGAAUGAGAAAGGGGCUGCCACCUGAACUCGACAAAGAACAUUCUGAGGAGAGGUUGCAGCAAGGGCCAAGGCCCCAGGUCGAGGACAAACUUGCGUUCCAGGAACAGUGAAAAGAUGAAUUUACCUGAGGACUCAAAGCUGCUGUCCCAGAGAAAAGCAAAGGGGGCCCCGCCCUCUGGAUGACUCCUUGAGUCUCUGUCAACUGACCAACAGAGGGCAGCAGUGAUCCUUUCCUUCCAGCAGAGCAGAAAGCGGAAGCUCCACAGGCCCAUGAAGAGCUGCAGUUUUCCUGUGUAGAUGCUCACAGCUUCUUCUCGGGCUCUGGGCAUUUUCAACCCUUCGAGAUUUGUGGGGCAGGAAAAUCCCAGUUUCUUAAGCCUACAGAGAGACGAGCAAAAACUGCAGCAUCAGUGAUUCAGGCAAGAAAUCUGCAUCAGUGACAAAUACUAGAAGAGGGGCCUGGAAAGCCCAUGGAGCCUCUGUCCCUGCAAUCUCUACAGCCAUAAUCUUCUUUUUCUUCUGGCGAUAAACAACACAGAUAGAGCCCAAGCUGAAGGGAAUAGGCAAGAUGACCCCGCAGGGUCUCCCAUGACCACGUCCAUGCCCACCACAGAAGUCUCCUGUCUACACAGAAGUAUUCUUCCCUGAGCUCCCAGCAGAGCUGGGGAUGUUAGCCUAUGACUUCCAAGUGUCAUCUGACACUGAAGAUAUGAGGUGGGAGUCAGUAAGAAAGUCUGGGGAACCCCUUCUCCCCACCCAGCUGUGAAGUAAGAAUUGCUUGUCCUGGGCAGCGGCAUGGACCUGACAUAGGAGCAGGUGGCCUGGAGCACACUUUUGUCUCUGUGUCCUUCAUGCGGGUGGCACCCUGCACAUCACACAGGCUCUCCUAGGAGUCUGUCGGACUGUGGAUUGGACGUGUGGUGCGUGGGCGUGUAUGCAGCAGCCCGUGCGCUGCAAUGGACGUAGGAACGUGCACAACAAAUAACAAGUGUGUCUUUCUUCGUUUUAAUCUUUUGUGGUAUUUAGUUUUUAAAGUUUUUUUUUUCAAUAUCCCCAUAGUUCAAAAUUCAAAAGAUAAUAAAAGGGAAGACAGAGACAACAAAGAGUAUAAUAGGAACAGUGAUGUAACUGGCAGGGCCCAAAAUGAAAAUGCCCCACCCCUUGGCCAAAAGUCACGAGGAGUUCGGAGACGGUGACACUGGAUCAUUAAACCAAGCGUGGGGUCCUUCUGAGCGCAGGGGGCACACACCCAGGAAACUGCGCCUGAGUAAGCACUAUGUUUUCAGUGCCCUCCGGAAUGACAGAGCCCUGGCCAGGCCCACCUGGGCCGCUUGGAGAUAAAAGGUUCUGUCUUUGCAAAAGUCACGUGGAGAUUCAACACCAGCCCCAAACCACGCAUUUUGAAUCUUCCCCAGAGUCAGGAGCCAGGACUGAAUGUUCACAUGCGGGGUGGAGAGUGGGGACCUGAGGCCCACGGCAUCCCUCCUAUCAAGACUAGGGGACAUGCUGGUGACCAAUCUCCAGGGCAAAUGGAACUGAGCCAAAACACUGUGGGCCGCUCCACACCCCUCCCCCACUCCUGAGUCUGAGACUGACCCUCGGUUCCCAGCCAGUAGGGGCAGGUAUUCGCAGAAAGAGGCAGGAUGUGGGGCUGCAACUCCCGGCCAAAGGGAGCCCACUAGAG